UUCUUUUUCGUUUCUUACGUUUUUUUUUUUUCCUUUUUUUUUUUUUUCAAUUUUCAUUUUUUUCCUUUCAAAAUUUUCAUUUUUUUCCCUUCGUUUCUCUUCCCCGCGCUUCAAAUCUAACCCUAAAUUUUGUUUCUCUCUCCUCCAUAAUCUCUGCAACUCUCUCUCUCUCUCUCUAUAUAUCUUUCUCUCGCUCUCUCUAUAGAUAUAUAUAGAUAUACAUACACAUAUAUACAAAGAUGCAGCAGCAGAGGAUGAAGCAGCAACAGGCUUUGAUGCAGCAAUCUCUCUACCAUCCUGGUCUUUUGACCCCUCCUCAGAUAGAACCUAUCUUGAGUGGAAAUCUGCCUCCUGGGUUUGAUUCAAGUACAUGCCGCAGUGUGUAUGUCGGAAAUGUUCACCCACAGGUUACAGAUCCCCUUCUUCAGGAAGUUUUCUCUAGUACUGGUCCUAUUGAAGGGUGCAAGCUCAUUCGAAAGGACAAGUCAUCAUAUGGUUUUGUGGACUACUUUGAUCGUAGAUCAGCUGCCCUUGCUAUCGUGACUCUUAAUGGGAGGCAUCUGUUUGGGCAGCCUAUUAAGGUUAACUGGGCAUAUGCCAGUAGUCAGAGAGAGGACACAUCAGGUCACUUCAACAUUUUUGUAGGUGAUCUUAGCCCUGAAGUUACAGAUGCUACAUUGUUUGCUUGCUUCUCUGUUUAUCCAAGUUGCUCAGACGCACGGGUUAUGUGGGAUCAGAAUACUGGGCGUUCAAGGGGGUUUGGGUUUGUUUCUUUCCGGAGUCAGCAGGACGCUCAAAGUGCGAUAAAUGAUUUGAAUGGAAAGUGGCUUGGGAGCAAACAAAUCCGAUGCAACUGGGCGACAAAGGGUGCUGCUUCUAAUGAUGAGAAGCAGAGUUCGGAUGCCAAAAGUGUUGUGGAACUUACCAACGGAACAUCAGACGGUCAAGAGAGGUCCAAUGAUGAUGCUCCUGAGAAUAAUUCUCAGUACACAACUGUAUAUGUUGGCAAUCUUGCUCCAGAGGUUACUUCAGUUGAUCUCCACCGACAUUUCCAUGCUCUUGGCGCUGGUGUUAUUGAAGAUGUCCGCAUACAGCGAGACAAGGGUUUUGGUUUUAUAAGAUACAGUACCCAUGCUGAAGCAGCUCGGGCUAUUCAGAUGGGAAAUGCCAGGAUUCUCUUUGGCAAACCAAUCAAGUGCUCGUGGGGCAGCAAACCUACUCCACUGGGGGCCAGCUCUACCCCUCUACCACCCCCAACCGUUGCACAUAUGCCGGCUUUUACUGCCACUGACCUCGCAGCCUAUGAACGACAACUAGCACUGAGCAAAAUGGUUGGUGGGGCACAAGCGCUGAUGCAUCCGCAGGGUCAGCGAAUUGGUGCUGCCGGAGCUAGUCAGGCAAUCUAUGAUGGUGGGUAUCCAGGUAUAGCCACAACCCAGCCACCCAUGUACUACCAGUAAUGAAUAAUUAUAUAGAAUUUCCUGUCAUGGUCAUAGCUUGACGGGCAUGAAUCAGUACUUUUUAAGUGGGAUGUAGGAUGUUUGUGUUUUUUUCUUCUUCUUCUGUUUUUCUUAGCUUGUGUCGGUCCCCCUUAUAUAUAUACCUGCAGUGUGUAUGGAUAUGGAGCGUGUAUUUUCUUUUUGGGGAUGACAACUUGAACCGAAUCUUGUCUAAAUUUUAGUUCCUCAUUGGAAUGGAUGAGUGACUUUGAUUUGAA
This is a messenger RNA of Camellia sinensis, 1717 nucleotides long. Its product is annotated as oligouridylate-binding protein 1. Lineage: Eukaryota; Viridiplantae; Streptophyta; Magnoliopsida; Ericales; Theaceae. Gene Ontology annotation, molecular function: mRNA binding. Gene Ontology annotation, cellular component: cytosol. The record is from RefSeq and is a predicted model, not a curated record.